Penicillium crustosum is the source of this 717-nucleotide messenger RNA. RefSeq lists its product as uncharacterized. Bases 1 to 717 code for a protein of 238 amino acids. Lineage: Eukaryota; Fungi; Ascomycota; Eurotiomycetes; Eurotiales; Aspergillaceae. The transcript is spliced from 2 exons. The record is from RefSeq and is a predicted model, not a curated record.
AUGGGCUUGGCCAUCAAGGGCACAGGCGCUGGUCAGCGGGACACAAACCAGCAGAGUAGCUUUCGGGCAGAUAUGAUCCAAGCUUAUGAGGCAAAGCACCCGACCAAAGAAUGGGUUUGGUGUCCCAUUCUCGGGGACUAUACGGACGACGAUGAUAUCCAAGCGUCUCACCUGUUCCCCUAUAUGAACGGGCAGGAUACCAUGGACGCCAUAUUUGGCAAGACACGACCGGGGGAACUUUUCUCACCCCGUAAUGGCCUCCUCAUGUGCAGAAAGCUUGAGCGGUAUUUUGAUGCUGGCAAGUUUGUUAUAGUUCCAGAUGUUCCCAAUGUUCAGGAGAAUGCGUUGGUGUCUACGGUUAAGAGUUGGCUUAGCCGUGAACCCCGGGAGUACAGGGUGAGAAUUAUUGACCCUGAUUGGGAGAUGAAUGAGCAACAGAUCUCGCGAUGGGGAGAACUUACCUAUGGGCAACUUGAAGGCCGGAAGCUCAGGUUCCGGUCUAGUUUCAGACCUGCAGCCCGGUACCUGUACUUUCACUACUGUGUUCAAAUGCUGCACGGGGCUGCGGGCAGUCGGCCCGAUGACAACAACCUUCUCCUCGGACUUCUUUCUAAAAACGUGAAGGCAAAGCCAUCGAUUUUGGACCAUGGGGUCUUUGGAGAUGUUCGUUCGGAAGAUGAAGUUUCUGGUAUUGAAGAGGAUAGUGACGAGGAGUAG